Messenger RNA from Chelonoidis abingdonii (Abingdon island giant tortoise), 5541 nucleotides. It is a transcript of the gene EDC3, whose product is annotated as enhancer of mRNA decapping 3. Gene Ontology annotation, cellular component: P-body. The record is from RefSeq and is a predicted model, not a curated record. Gene Ontology annotation, biological process: deadenylation-independent decapping of nuclear-transcribed mRNA; P-body assembly. Gene Ontology annotation, molecular function: mRNA binding. Lineage: Eukaryota; Metazoa; Chordata; Testudines; Testudinidae.
UAAGCUGGGGGCUUACCAGUUGGAAACGACAGAGGAGGAGAAAGACCUGAGUGUACUGGUUGAUCGCAGGGUGACUAUGAGUGACUACUGUGAUGCAGGUUUGAAAAAGGCUAAUGCAGUCCUAGGAUAUACCAGCCAAUCAUGUCUUCAUUUUAUAGUGAUCACGUGUCAGAAAUAUGGCUACAGACUGGCUUGGAAGCAUUGUGUCCAUUAACUGUGGAGACAGCCUGGGAGUGUAUCAGGGACGAGUGUCGGCUGUGGAUCAGAUCAGUCAGACCAUCUCCCUGACGCGGCCUUUCCACAAUGGGGUCAAGUGCCUCGUGCCAGAGGUCACCUUCAGGGCGGGUGAUAUUACUGAGCUAAAGAUUCUGCAGAUCCCAGGUCCUGGGGACAGCAAACAAAGUGGGGAGCUGCAGCAUACUGAACUAGGCAUCCCUGGCAUUGGGUGCCAAGUGGGUACCAAUCAAAACGGCACUGGCAAAUUGCUAAAGAAGCCUACCAGCAGUGCCCCACAGGCUAUCCCAAGGAGAACAGACAUGAAAAAUCAAGAAGUUGUCAUCUCCCCACAACAGCAGCAGUGCUCUAAGAGCUACAUGGACCGACAUUUGGAAUCCUUGAAUCAGUCCAAAGGUUUCCGUCGUAGACACAACUCCUGGUCAUCCAGUAGCCGCCACCCAAACCAGGUGACUCCAAAGAAGAGUGGCCUGAAGAAUGGGCAGAUGAAGAGUAAAGACGAUGAGUGUUUUGGAGAUGACAUUGAGGAAAUCCCAGACACAGAUUUUGAUUUUGAAGGGAACCUGGCACUUUUUGACAAGGCAGCAGUGUUUGAAGAGAUUGACACUUACGAGAGGAGGAGUGGCACUCGCUCCAGGGGUACCCCCAACGAGAGGCCAGCACGCUACCGGCAUGACGAGAACAUCCUGGAAUCAGAGCCUGUCGUCUACAGACGGAUCGUCGUACCCCAAAAUACUAACAAGGAAUUCUGCACUGACUCUGGGCUAGUCGUUCCAAGCGUCUCUUAUGAACUGCACAAAAAGGUGCUUUCAGUAGCUGAGAAACAUGGACUGACUCUGGAGCGCAGACUGGAGAUGACUGGGGUGUGCGCCAGCCAGAUGGCAUUGAGUCUGCUCGGAGGACCCAACAGGUUGAAUCCUAAAAAUGUUCACCAGCGACCCACAGUGGCUCUGCUGUGUGGCCCCCAUGUGAAGGGGGCCCAGGGAAUCAGCUGUGGACGGCAUCUUUCCAACCAUGACGUUCAUGUCAUUCUCUUCCUACCCAACUUUGUCAAGAUGCUGGAAUCCAUCACUAAUGAGCUGAACCUCUUCAGCAAGACCCAAGGCCAGCAGGUAUCCAGUGUCAAAGAUCUCCCAGAUACCCCUGUUGACCUGGUGAUAAACUGUCUGGAUUGUCAUGAAAAUGCUUUCCUGAGAGAUCAGCCUUGGUACAAAGCAGCUGUGGACUGGGCCAACCAGAACCGAGCCCCUGUCCUCAGCAUAGACCCUCCUAUGAGUGAAAUGGAGCAGGGCAUUGAUGCCAAGUGGUCACUGGCCUUGGGCCUGCCCCUGCCGCUGGGUGAGAGGGCAGGGCGAGUAUAUCUCUGCGACAUCGGCAUUCCACAGAAAGUCUUUCAGGAAGUGGGAAUAAACUACCACUCACCCUUUGGCUGCAAAUUCGUCAUCCCAUUGCAUUCAACAUAGAGCAGACCCUGCAGCGUAUCAGCCCUGGAGUGGGAGAUGGGGCAGAGUCCUGCCUAGCAAGCUGUAUAAAGGAUCCUGACAAGUAAACUCUUGACGCCUUAAGGAUGUAAAGUUCUGGAGUUUGUUUCUUCCAGAAGAAAUAUGUGUAUUAAAAACAUAAAAAUGAAGGGAGCAAAUGUUACUGCAAGAUGCUUUCUCUCUCUCUCGUGCCAUUGGAUGAAGGAAUGUGGAAGAAGCUGGUAUCUAACAUUGGGAAAGGCAGUGCCUGGUCACCAGCCAGAGGAUGGUUAAAGUGGGUGAGAGGGUUUGUUUACAGAGGCAAGUGACCGUCAGACAGCCUGGAGGUUUACAAGAUGGGUUUUUAGUACUUCGGGGGGGGGGGGGGAAUUUAGCCCAGCGGGGGCCCCUUUCAGGAGCAGUUACCCCUCAGUGAUGAUGCAGAAAUGUCUUUGUUACAGUUUUACUGUUUUGAUUUUGUUCUUUAUUUUCUGUUAUGUUCAUAAGAGCAAUUAUUGUUAAGUCUCUUCCUGGAGCUGCCAGGCCCCUGUGGAUGGGGCUCCCUGUUUAGAAAGCGGGUGUAAAGCUUUUGUUCCUUGACCGCUUGCUGAGUGAAUGCAGCCCGGGCCUGGAAACUGUAGGGGAGUGAGGCGUUUACCAUGGUGUCCUUCCACCAGACAGUGCUUUGGGAAAGGCAUUUUCCUAAGGUGGGUUUUUAUUUCUCCAGCGAGCUGAGUAACCUCAGUGAUUCGGAGAAGAUGCGAGGGGAACGGGCAGACGUUACCCUCUUUUCUUUAAUACUUUGUGUUCAGCACAGGUAGUGUUUGGAUAUAUUAACGUAGAGCCUCAGUGCCCACUUUGCGAGUAGUGCUACCAGUGGCCCCUCCCCUUUUUUAGGAGGAUCCUCCCUCCUAAAAAGUAUAUGUGCUUGGUUCUAAUGCACUGUUCCACAUGGAUCUCAGUGGAGUCGGUGGAAAUCAUAGGGCACUUGUCUCUCCUGGUUAUGCAAACUGUAAAGAUGAGUCAAAUGCUCUUUGUCUUAAUAUGCAGACAGCAGCGCGUGCCGAGCGUGUUGGGGGUGUUAUGGAAGGCUUAUGUUAACCCUUUAGUGGAGGAAGCUUCCUCCUGGCCUGCUUGUCAGCUCAGUGUAGCACUAUAAGCUGUAUGGCCUCCUGAGCACAGAUGAUCUUGGUAGUGCUACAGCAAAUGCUGUGCUUGGCAAGCUGUUUUGUUAGGCUGCCUUCAGAAGCAUCUGCAGUAUUGCUCCUGCAUGCACUAGUGCACUGAAAUCUGGUCCCUUAUGCCUCAGGCAUCACCACUGGUGGUGACCACUGAUGUAUCAUGUGGCUUUCGGAAAGCUUUGAACUUUCCAGCUACAUCACACGUGAGGGAAGGUCAGAAAACUCUGACCUGAAUUACUGUAGGUCGUCUCACCCUUUUUACUUUGCUAGCUGGUUUUGGGCUUCAGAUUUUUUUCCCUUAUGUGCUGCAAGGAAAGCAUUCAUAUUCAUUGCACUGCCUAGAGUACGUGGUUUACUGAACCUUUGGCUGGCUCUGUAAAUCUACCAUGUUGGACCCUUGUAUUGUCUCUCAACGUGCCAAACUAUCACUGGCUAGUGAUGAGAAAUAUUAAACUUGGACCAAAAUAGUGCUCUGCCUGAGAGUUUCUGGGCUUUCCAAAUUUCUGUUCUAGCAAAACCGACCUGAAUUCCUCUGCUGCAGUUUGAACUUUGCUGGGAGCAUAGGCUAUGCUUAAAGUUCUGCCUGGUAGGUCUGUGCUGGCACUGACUGACUGCAAAGCUUCCGUUGGUGCCUUUCCCAGGGGAGCUAGAUCUCCUCUUGCUAAAGUGUAGAGCAGCUGUUCUGUGUGAAACACUUGAAGCUACUGCCUGGGUAUUCAGCAACUGAACUCAUGAAGAAACUGCAACCAGCUGGGUUAUGUGGGGAUACAAGUCAGGCACUUGUAUGUUUAAAAAAAAAAAAGAAAAGAAAGAAAUCCUGUUACUACUCAUCAUAGAAGAGCUGCUAGGAACAAAGGCUGAGUGCACCAAGCAAAGUGAAAAACAGAGGGUGGCUGGGAGAGACUGUCUACCUAAGCAGUGCUCCAAGUCACUGAAGAAUAGACCACACCCUAAUCUGUACAGCACUAUUUAAUGUACCCUGGGGGAGAUGGCAAGCAGGUAUUUCAUACCACAGGGGCUGGGAAUGGUGGGCAGGGGCAUUGGAGAAUACUCCUGCUCUUAUUCCAUUGUACAGUGAUAUCUAGGCAGCGCAGUCAGGACUUCCCAUGCCAGACAGCACAGAACUCAUCUACCUCAGGAUAAAAGGACUGCAGUUCAGCACAUUUCUCAUGUGGAGGGUUAGACUACUCAGCUUUGUCCACUGGUUUACGCUUAAUGGCCUUAGUGCUAACCCAGAUUAUCUAUGACUAAACUCUUCACUAACAUAAUUAGGUGUAUGCGGCUGUAGCUCUAGCUCUGUGUGUUUCUCUGCAAGGCUUAGAGCACCUAUGCCUCAGGUCUAGUUUCAGCUUAAUGCAAUUGCAUUUAAUGCUAAGGGAUGGCACUUGACUAGCAAGCUGCGCUGGUUAGUGACUGCAUGGUGCAUGAGGGGUUAUCCUGGCAGUCAGCAUUAGUGUAAGGUACUGAGGAUGUAGCAACUGCCUACACAAGGUAAAGAAUUGAUUAAUCCCUGUACCAGUAACUCUGUAAUUGCCUUGUUUUUUCGCCUUCCUUUACAAAAGCAGAGCUGACUGUCACUUGUAAGAAAACAGCCUGCUGCUUGGCUCCUCUCCUAUAUUAUUUUACAAGCAUCUUUAACUUGCCCAGGUUGAAGGUUGUCCUUUGUGAGCAGGGUGCAAGUUUGGAAGGGUUAAGAAGCACUUUAAAGAAAAAAUUCAAAGUGUGCAGCAGUGGCUGAGGUCCUACCAGUCGUCUUAGAAGAGAUAGUAAGAAUUGCUCAAAGGGUUAUUUUUUAAAUAAAGUAGCCAGUGCUAUUGCUGCUACAGACACUCGAUGCCUCUGGGCAAGCGAUAGGAUUUUAAGUGUGUGGGCACUGACUUUCUAGAUUGACUCAUCUCAAGCACAACUAAGGAGCUUUGGGACAAGUUCUGUGUGUUACUCUACUAACCUUAAUGCCUUCUCCACUCUAAGUAGCACAAGGGGGAGGGUGCUUGCUUUUCUUCUGACAAGCAAAGUUGUGUUCUUGCCAGAGGAAUGAAAUCAUUGGCCUUGUCCUAGACCAGAUGCAUCUUGUUGCACAGCCAUGUGAUCAAGGCUUUGGGAUUCUUGGCCCUUUGUCACACAACUACUGCAGACACAUGCUUUAUGCUGGAUGCAACAGACAACAGCAGGAAGGGAUACAGCCUCCCCCUGACCCAUUUGUCAGAGCUCUUCAUUAAGAUGUAGGCUUCAAGGGAUGUUCACAUCUUAAAUACUAAAAGUUAAGAUUUUCACAGUGUGCAAGGACUUAGUGUAGUGAAUACUCAGGAGCUGACUUCCCAGGGCCCAGGAAAAGCAGCUGCCUAUAAAUAAGCACUGGAAUGGACUUUGCUUUCCUAGGAUGCAGAAAUGCAACUUUCACUGCUCAGUAGUAACCAGCAGUAAAUUUAAGUUCUGCAUCAUUCCCUCACAGUUGUUGUAAGAAAACAUGCACCCUCUUUUCAGCAGCAGUGGAUAAAACCCUGGCUUCAGGCACCCAGUGUAAAGACAACUGCACCACAACUCUAAUGAUGAUAUGACUGAAGCAUUGACUUGAUGACACAAACACUGUUGUUCCAUAAUUCAUGCAGCAGCUGGGGUAAUACCAGCCUUGAAAUAAAGUGCAACUAUUCAUGUGUGUUCAGUGA